Molecule: messenger RNA, 2109 nt
Organism: Morchella importuna
Lineage: Eukaryota; Fungi; Ascomycota; Pezizomycetes; Pezizales; Morchellaceae
Exons: 4
Coding region: 1-2109 (702 amino acids)
Biological process (GO): RNA 3'-end processing
Molecular function (GO): RNA uridylyltransferase activity
Source: RefSeq, a predicted model, not a curated record
AUGUCGUUUAACCACCCUGCAGGAUCUUCCCCUCCAGGUUCUCACUCAGCGGAGAGUUUGGAGAACCAAUUGAGAGGAAUGAUUCUUACAAAUAAUCGUGCUGUAAACCCCCGCCUAUCUGCACCAGUGCAGUCAUUUACACAAUUGCCGGGGUUUCCUCAUGAAACUCCACUGCACCAACAGCGACAGUCUGUUCCUUUGUUUGGGGAUUUCUCAAGUGCAUCUACUCCCACGAAUUCUUUCCAAAACUAUCCACGACAAUACCCCGUAUCACAACCCCAACCACCGCAACCACCAGGCUUGCAAGCCACAAAUUUAGUAUCACCAACUGGAUUGCAUUUUCCGCCUGGUCAAUAUUCUGGGCUUCAGUCUCAAAACUUGAAUAUAAACAUCUCGUCAAAUACCGCAGGUGAUAUAGGGAAUAUACCGCCUCAGAUGGGGCAGCAAUACAGACCGCAGAGCCGACCACCACAGCAAAAUACCCCGCCGAGACAACGGAACCAGCCCCCGCAAAUGACGGCGGGGCGGGAUAUUCGAAGUCCGCCUCGUGGUCAGCGUGGUCAGGGUUUUAACAAAUCACAGAACUCACCCAGAGCUCUACCCUUGAAUGCGCUAGACCACUUUCCGCCUCUGGGAACCCAACCUACUAAAGCAAAGACGCCUCCGCCAAAUUAUUCUCAGCAGCAACAGUCAACAACAGCAAAACCCCAGCAGCGUACUCAGUAUCAGCCACUGCCAAUUGACACCCGCAAUACUAACCCCCAUCACGCUAGGGGCGAGGUACAUGGACGCAGAAAUUUUCGUGGUGAUUAUAACCAGCGCCAACUACGGCGGGACAUUGGACCAGAAGUAUGCCAGUAUUUGAGUGAGCUUUCGAAAAAAGUAAUAGCCGAAGCAGCUCCCCCAGAGUCAGAAAUAUUGGUGAAGCGUGCGCUUCUAGAGAGACUUGAAGCUAUCAGUAAAACGAUAGUUCCAGACGCAAAAUUGAUUGCUUUUGGGAGUUUAGUUACUGGCUUCGCAACCGCCAAUUCCGAUCUCGACGUUAUCUUCACAGGCGGUGAUCGAGUCGAUAUUCUCAAUGAAAGUUCAGAUGAUCCAUCAUCCAACUUCAGAAUACCUAUGCUCCUCGAAUCAAAGCUUCAAGAAGAAGGCUUCGGCACUACUCUACUUACAAAAACCCGUGUUCCAAUUCUCAAGCUUGUGCAGAAAGCUACUGAACAGAGCCCGUAUGAGCUGCAAUGCGAUAUCGGUUUCAGCAAUCAUUUAGCCUUGUACAAUACCCAAAUGUUAUUGACAUACAGUAAAUGUGAUCCCAGGGUUAAGGAGAUGAUGAUAUUUAUUAAGUGGUGGGCCAAAAGACGCCAUAUAAAUAAUCCGUACCGCGGAACACUAUCUUCAUAUGGCUACGCACUGAUAGUCCUCCAUUACCUGAUCAAUGUUGUUAAACCACCGGUUCUCCCAAACCUUCAAACUUUCCCAGUCCCUGACAGUGCACCAACAAACGAGAUAAUAUUUGAAGGUGAUUCCGACGAUACUUUCGAAAUAUGGUUCUAUAAGGACAUCGAAAAAUUACCAAAGUCGGAUAACGCCAUGGAUAUUGGUGAAUUACUGAAGGGAUUCUUUGAAUACUACGCCCACAAUUUUCAGUGGGGUCGUGAGGUAGUCUCUAUCCGGACAAAGGGAGGGCUGAUGACAAAACAAGAGAAAGGUUGGGUUGCAGCUGUGAUUAAACCGGGGAGAACAGAAAACUCGGAGGUCAAGAAUCGAUACCUUUUUGCUGUAGAGGACCCCUUCGAAACUGAACACAACGUCAGUAGGACUUGUAAUGGCCCUGGAGUUAAUAGGAUCAAGGACGAAUUCAAGAGAGCGGUUUGGUUGAUCAGAGUUAGAGAUGGGGGCAAAACCUUGUUUCAGAAUUUGUGUAUGGAAGCGCCCCCGGAGAGAGUUUGGGUGAGGAGAGAAGAUAGGGAUCGCCGGGGAAUUGAGGAGGCCGGUGGGCAUGGGAGUAAAGAUCACCAGGGAGCUGAAGGUGAAGCUGGAGACGGGGUGAAGCAUGAGUCUGUGGUGCUUUCAGAAGAUGGUCGAAACGCACUUGAAAGCUUAGUGUAA